AUGAGGCUCGCCGCGCUGGCAGCAUUGCUGCUGUGCGUCUUCGUUUCGUCCGUGGCCGCCUGGUCCAAGGAAGACCACGAGAUCUUCCGCCUCCGCGACGAGGUCGUCGCCAGCGAGGGCCCCGAUGCCACCUUCUACUCCUUCAUCGGCGUCGCCCCUGCCGCGUCGCAGGACGAGAUCAACAAGGCGUAUCGCAAGAAGUCCCGCCAGAUCCAUCCCGACAAGGCCCGCCAGGCCUACCUCUCGACCUACGCGAAGCCCACCAAGAAAGACAAGAAGAAGGCCGGCGUGACGGUGCGCAAGCAGCCGUCGGCCAAGGAGCUGCGCCAAUUCGACAAGGAGGCGUCCGCACGCUUCGCCCGUCUCGGUGUCGUCGCCAACAUCCUGCGUGGCCCCGAGCGGGAGCGCUACGACCACUUCCUGAAGAAUGGCUUCCCUGCCUGGCGCGGGACCGGCUACUACUACUCGCGCUACCGUCCGGGCCUCGGCUCCGUCCUCGUGGGUCUUUUCGUCAUGAUGGGAGGCGCCGCUCACUACGGCGCCCUGUACCUCGGCUGGAAGCGCCAGCGCGACUUCGUCGACCGCUACAUCCGGCACGCGAGGCGUGCUGCCUGGGGCGACGAGCUGGGAAUCCAGGGCAUUCCCGGAGGUCUCGGUGGAGACAGUGGCACUUCCACGCCCGUCGAGCAGCCUGCGCCGCAGGAACAGCAGUACGUGGAUGAGAAUGGCCAGCCCGUCACGUUGAACCGCCGCCAGAAGCGCAUGCAGGAAAAGGAAGCCCGCAAGGAAGGGAAGGGCCCCAAGAACGCCAAAGCCGCCAAGAAGGCUCGUAAUUCUGGCGUCAGCACCCCCGUCGAGGCCGAGCUUACCAGUGGCGGGCCGCGAGGUCCGAAGAAGCGUGUCCAAGCCGAAAACGGUAAAAUUCUCAUCGUGGACAGUGCUGGCAAUGUCUUCCUGGAGGAAGAGACUGAGGAUGGCGAUGUUCACGAAUUUUUGCUCGACGUCGACGAGAUUCCGAAGCCCACUUUCCUCGACACCGCCGUUGUGCGUCUCCCCGUUUGGUUCUACAAGAAAUCUGUCGGCCGUCUCUUUGGGAAGUCUUCUUCAGAUGUUGCCGUAGACGCUGCCGCCGAGGACUUGGAGAUUGAAAUUGACGAGAAUGGUGCAUCGAAUGGUGACGCCGACGCAAAGGGGGCCAACGACGCUCUGAAGAGCGCUACGGCAAUCAAUGCCAAUGCGGAGACCAGGAAGAGGAAAGUCCGCAGGGCUAAAUAA
Messenger RNA from Lasiodiplodia theobromae, 1275 nucleotides. RefSeq lists its product as uncharacterized. The record is from RefSeq and is a predicted model, not a curated record. Gene Ontology annotation, cellular component: endomembrane system. Lineage: Eukaryota; Fungi; Ascomycota; Dothideomycetes; Botryosphaeriales; Botryosphaeriaceae. Bases 1 to 1275 code for a protein of 424 amino acids. The transcript is spliced from 3 exons.